This is a messenger RNA of Penicillium pulvis, 1404 nucleotides long. RefSeq lists its product as uncharacterized. The record is from RefSeq and is a predicted model, not a curated record. The transcript has 2 exons. The coding region runs from base 1 to 1404 and encodes 467 amino acids. NCBI's taxonomy places the organism in Eukaryota, Fungi, Ascomycota, Eurotiomycetes, Eurotiales, Aspergillaceae.
AUGUUCGGUGGAUUUUCGAGCAAGAAUGGCCCAGCAUCCUUCUCCUUCCCCUCGCCAUCUUUACUUCCAGUCACAAUGAAAGACUGGAAAAUUGCGUUGGUGGAGGUGAAGCGCCUGUACUUGCUGAAGCAGUACAAGCAGUGUGCAGCUCACUGCAUGAAACUUCUGGCCAAUGCAAAGGAACCACUUGAGCCUGUACACAGAACCUUUUUGACAUUCUACGCUGCAAUCUGCUACGAACUUCUGGGCCGGGCUGCCCAUAUCUACUCAGCGAAAAAGGUGACUCUGCUGCGCCUGGCGUUGGAAAACUUUGUCAAUUGCGCUGCUGCUCUCCCUCCCCUUGUCAAUCUACCUCGACUACCAAAGGGUAAGAAUGAUUACUCAUGCCCACCUACCCCAGUCAGCGUAGAGGAAUAUCUGGCUACUUUUGAGCCUAUCCAGGGAGUGCCUUGCGAACGUGACUCGAUGAUGUCGAGUAUCACCCGCAUGAUCGAUGCGUCUAUUUCAGGGCUGGAUGAUCCUUUCCUGGACACAUUCGAUGAGUCUGAUGGUGGCUCCGUGUCCCCCUUUUCAUCCCCAUCACGCGGUCCCAGACCGUCCGAGACGAUGUUCAAUACUGAAGUCCUUAAGCCCCGUCCUCUCUUGAUUCGUAAGGCUUCUGUUGAGAAGGUCCCUGGUGAGAAGCACCCCGAAAAGCAUACCAGACUUUCAAUUCAUUGUGACGAGAGCAGUGGCCAGAGCAAGCGCAGCAGCAAGCGCAACAGCAGAUUCCGCCCCCCACGACUGCCACUCAAGGUCAUUCCAUUUCCCCAGCUCAAUGCUCGCAUGUCCGGUCUUCCUUCGCCCAAGUCUGAGUCGUCCAGUCCAAGCACAGCUACAACCGCUAUUUUCUCCCCCAUUACUCCGAGCGUCCAUGCGCCUUACCCCACGCCGCCAUCAACACAGCCUCGGGCAAAGGUAACCACAAUCCCCAUCGACACCCUGACGCCCGCCCGCGCAGCGCAGAUCGUCCGCUCGAACCGUGGAAUCGCAUUCCUCCGCGAACAAGUCGCCAACAGCAUCUUCGAAAUCCGACAGCAAAUCCGAAAGGUCAAACAGAUUCAGGAUCUCCGCCGCAAACGUGAUUUCAAACAUGCCUCUUUCUGGAGCUUUGAUCCUGUCGUUCCCGAGACCGAAGACAACGAGACAUACCAUGAGCCCGGGCCGAUUGUGGAUGAGUUUGGAAAUAUGCGUGUUAAGGAAUCGAUGAAUGAGCGCAUCAUGCGUCUCCGGGCUGAGGGAUGGGAUACGGUCGGAUUGCGGUCGCCACGGAGCACAUGGAAGGGGUCGCGAUACUAUCAGGAACUUUGCGCCAUGGUUCUGACGGAACAGCACCUGGACUCGUGCGAAAUGGAGAUUGAUUGA